This is a messenger RNA of Cheilinus undulatus (humphead wrasse), 2592 nucleotides long. RefSeq names its product patched domain-containing protein 3-like. Gene Ontology annotation, cellular component: membrane. Lineage: Eukaryota; Metazoa; Chordata; Actinopteri; Labriformes; Labridae. Bases 1 to 1893 code for a protein of 630 amino acids. The record is from RefSeq and is a predicted model, not a curated record. The transcript is spliced from 4 exons.
AUGAUAAGGGUUAUCGAUUUUAUAAUGGUGUCUUACUACACCUCCAAAUCCAAGCAGGAGGAGAUUGACAGUCACACCACAGAUGGCAUCCCUUUAUUCCUCAUCACUUAUGCCUGUGCUAUCACCUUCUCCGUCAUUUCCUGCCUGAGGUUGGACAAUGUGAGGAACAAGGUGUGGGUGGCGGUCUUUGGCGUCCUCUCCUCUGGCCUGGCGAUUGUAUCCUCUUUUGGCCUGCUGCUUUACAUCGGAGUGCCGUUUGUUAUAACGGUCGCUAAUUCUCCUUUCCUGAUACUCGGGAUCGGACUGAACAACAUGUUUGUGCUGGUGUCUGACUGGCAGCACACCAAAGUCAAAGACUCGGUGCCUCAUCGGAUGGCUCACUCGUACAAAGAAGCGGUCAUGUCCAUCACCAUCACCGCCCUCACUGACCUGCUGAAGUUCUCCAUCGGUGUCACCUCUGACUUCCCGGCAGUGCAGUCGUUCUGCCUCUACACCAGCGCCUCCAUCGUCUUCUGCUACUUCUACACCGUCACCUUCUUCGGAUCUUUCCUGGCUCUGAACGGGAAGCGAGAAGCAGACAACCGGCACUGGCUGACCUGCACGAAAAUACCAUCAGACAAACUGGAUCAGCACUCUGGUGCGUAUAACAUCUGCUGUGUGGGUGGCGGCUACGAUCACAACACCGGAGCGGAGAAAAAACAGCCAGUCAGUCAUUUCUUUAAGGAUUACUACGGCCCGUUUCUGAUCAAACCAAAGGUCAAGGGGGCAGUAAUCUUCCUCUUUGUGGUAUAUUUAUCUGCCAGUAUUUAUGGUUGUUUCCAUGUUCAGCAGGGGAUUGAGCUCUACGAUCUGGCAGCUGAUAACUCCCACGUUACCACGUUCAACAGGAAGGACAGGCAGUAUUUCUCUGCUUAUGGUCCGACUGUGAUGGUUAGUGUAAGCCAAGAAUUCCCAUACUGGGAUAAAGCCAAGAGGGAGCAGCUCCAGGACUGCAUAGAGGACUUUAAAGAGCUCCAGUUUGUAGAUGAAGACAUCUUCAUAUCCUGGCUUGACUCUUAUUACUCUUAUGGAGAAGAAACAGACAUAAAUCUUGAUGACAAAGAUGCUUUUCUGAGAAAUCUAGCCAAUUUUUUUGAUGCUUUUCCAUUUUUCAAACAAGAUGUGAACCUCACUGCAGAUAGCAUCUAUGCAUCCCGCUUCUUUAUUCAGACAGUUGACAUUUCAGACGGCAGCAUGGAGAUGAAAAUGUUAAAAGGUCUCACCACCGCUGCAGAAAAAUGCAAAGCAGCGCCCCUAUUAGUGUACAACCACAAAUUCAUCUUCUAUGACCAGUAUGAUGUGGUAGUCAAGAGCACCAUUAAAAACGUGGCGGUGAUCACAGCGGUGAUGCUGCUCGUCUCUCUCCUGCUGAUCCCAGACCCGCUCUGCUCAUUGUGGGUGACCUUUUCCAUCGGCUCCGUGACGGCGGGGGUCACCGGUUUCAUGUGGCUGUUGGACGUCAACCUUGAUUCCAUAUCAAUGAUUAUAUUCACCGUCUGCAUCGGCUUCACCGUCGACUUCACGGCUCACGUGUCUUACGCCUUCGUCACCAGUACGAAAACCUCUCCUGAUGACAGGGCGGUGGAAGCUCUCUCUAACCUGGGCUAUCCCAUUCUUCAGGGGGCGCUGUCCACCAUUCUAGGGGUGUCCAUGUUAGCUACGUCUGAGUUUAACACAUUUAGGACGUUUUCUAAGAUUUUCUUUCUGGUCAUGUCUCUCGGCAUGCUGCACGGCCUCCUUUUCAUCCCAGUCAUUCUGACACUGGUGACCAGACGGCCACGCACAGAGGAAAGUAAAGAAAAUCCUUCCAAAUCACCACAUUUUGACCACGGCGUCAUUAGUAGUCAUGUGUAGUUCGUUAGUGAUAUUAUAGAGCUUAUUCUAAAUCAAAUACUUUAAUACAGUGAAGUAAUCUGACCCGAUUAUUUAUUCCAGAACCUGUUUAAGUUACUGAGGGAGUUAUUUUUGAUAUUCAUCUUUGUUUUUUUCUUUAUUUAGAGUUUCAGUGUUUGAAUGAAAUGAUAAAAUCCUGAUCAGUGAUGAAGUCUAACAGACACCUACUGUCUAACAUUCAUGUUGACAUUUUAGCGCGUUACUGAAGUUCAUUGUUUCAUGGUGAAGUGUUUCUGGACUGUUUGGGCUGUUGCUGUGAGUGACUGACUGGUUUACUGGCUGACCAUUAAAACCAGUCACUGAAACACACCAGUGGAUGGUUUUACACAUCCUUCUGUUAUUUAUUCUGCGUCUAGCCUCAUUUAUCGAGAUUUAUCUGGCGUUUGUUCUGGCAGAAGAUCAGAUUCAUGUUGUGUUCUUACAUUCAUAAAUGUUUUGUGCUCAUAAGCUGGAAGCUUGUGUUCUUUUUUUCCUCAUUAGCACAGAAAUGCCCCUUUUAUGCCCAUAUAAGGGCAUGAGACUGUAGGGCUGUGUGCAAAAACAGAAGGUGCACCGGAGUGAGAGGAGAAGAUGUCAAAACAAUGAUGCUAAUAAAGCGUAAAAAUAUGAAGGCUGGUUUGAUCCCAUAUGCUGCAUCCAGGUAGAUAGAAUCUGACAUUC